Molecule: messenger RNA, 597 nt
Organism: Brassica oleracea var. oleracea
Lineage: Eukaryota; Viridiplantae; Streptophyta; Magnoliopsida; Brassicales; Brassicaceae
Exons: 2
Coding region: 1-597 (198 amino acids)
Source: RefSeq, a predicted model, not a curated record
AUGGACCUGAGACCUCUUGCUCGCCCUUUUCUAUCAUGUUUCAUACAGUCGGGAGAAACGGCGUUGUUUUGGCACGACAACUGGACCGGGUUGGGUCCCUUGAUCGAGAUAACCGGAGCAAACGGUCCGCAAGUUUCAGGUAUAGCUUUGUCAAGUGUGGUGUCUCAGGCUAUUUUCGAAGGGGAGUGGACCGUGACGAGAGGCCGUCACAGAGUCAUUCAGUUGCUGCGUGCGUGCCUGCCUGCUCAACCUCCUACACUUAUACAUGGUUCAGACGAUUACUUUUUAUGGAGAACUUCUGCUGAUACUGUACCUAGCCAAUUCUCAGCUUCUAGAACGUGGAAGGCGUUGCAUCCUACACCAGCAACGGUGCCGUGGUAUAGCUCAAUUUGGUUCAAAUCUGGAAUUCCAAAGCACGCUUUCCAUGCUUGGGUCUCGGUCCGAGAAUGUAGGGAACACCAAGAGGAUCAGUUCAGUUCGACCAAACCUAGGGGACAGAUAUCUUCACUUAUGGUUCCAGAACUUUCCAUCAUGACCUGCUUCUCGCUUCAGCUGUUAGCUCCUUGGCCGCCUUCUGUGGAUCUUUCACCCUUUUAG